AUGGCUGAAAUUUUUGAAUAAGAAAAGAAAAAAAUUAACUUUAACCCAAAAGAGCUUUAGCGCUUUUUCUAUUUCAAUUCAGAAUAGAUCGUUAAAGAUGUUACAUAGGGUUUUCAAGAUUUUUCUGCUAAUCCUAAAUUAACUAUUUAACCUAACUUCCAUUCAAUGAGUCGUAUUGACUAAAUCAAGCUCUCUGGCGAAACAUUAAAGGAAAUCAAUUCGUAUAAAGAUUAAAAGUAUAAUUACAACACUUCAUUAGGCAAAAUGAUUGGUGAAUUUUAAUUUCCCUUUGUCAUUCCUUCUGGUGUCCAUUAAAUGAUGUUUAUUCCUACUAUCAAGUAUUUAGGAACUGAAGAGCAAUAAAAGAAAUGGCUACCUCGUAUUUAUUCUUACGAAAUAGUUGGAUGCUAUUGUUAGACUGAGUUAGGACAUGGUUCUGAUGUUCAAAGUCUUGAAACAACAGCUGAAUAUGACGUCAGCACUUAAGAAUUCGUAAUUAAUUCUCCAAGUUUAACUUCAACUAAGUGGUGGGUUGGCGAAUUAGGAGUUUGGGCUAACCACGCUUUAGUUUUUGCAUAGCUUCAUAUCAAAGGCAAAAAGCAUGGAGUUCAUCCUAUUUUGGUCUAAAUUAGAGAUUUAAAAACACACUAACCUCUUCCCGGAAUUGUAGUUGGUGACAUUGGUCCAAAAGUUGGAUACAACGUCAAAGAUAAUGGAUUUAUUAGAUUCAACAAUAUCAGAGUUCCAAGAGAAAAUAUGCUCAUGAAAUACUCAAAAGUUUCCAAGGAUGGCUUGUUUACUCAAAGAGGCAAUCCAAAAAUUGCAUAUGCAGGUAUGCUUGAAACUCGUUUAGGAAUUAGCUGUCUUUUCCAUCGUUCUCUCGGAAGAGCUUUAGCUAUAGGUGUAAGAUAUAGUUUAUUUAGAAAAUAAUUCAAAACUAGUGAUGGAGUUGAAAGAUAAGUUAUUGAUUAUCAAACAUAGCAAGAAAAAUUAUUUAUUCCUCUUGCUGACUCUUAUGCUUUUUGUGCUUCUUCAAGCUAAAUUAUGAGCCGUUUUGCUGAAUUCUAAAAAGAAAUAGAAGGUGGAGACUUUUCUAAUUUAAAUGAAAUGCAUAUUAUCUGUUCUGGUGCUAAAGCAUACCACACUGAAUAUCCAUUGGCUCAUAUGGAAAAUAUUAGACUCUCUUGCGGUGGACAUGGUUUCUCUCAUUACUCUGGUCUUCCUAGUAUUGUUGAAGGUUUUAAACCUUUAGUUACUUUAGAAGGAGAAAACACCAUCAUGUAUUUAUAAGUUGCCAGAUUCUUAAUUAAAGGAUUAACUGCUACUCUUAAGGGUGCUGAAAGAGUUCCUUCUUCUAUAUAAUAUCUUAAAGCUGGAUUAGAUUUUGUAGAAACUAAAUUAGAAGCUGAUACAAUCUCUUAAAUUUUAGAUUUGGAUGUACUUAAAAAAAUUUUGGUUGUUAAUGCAACUUAUUAGAUUAAGAAUGUUGGAAUGAAAAUGCAAAAGCUUUCUCUUGAAGGUAAAACUAAUUAACAAAUUUGGGACACUUUGAUUGGAAUAUAGCUUGUUGAUGCUGCUAAAGCUCACAUGCUUUACUAUACAUUCAUUAAUUUUUACCAAUAAAUUGUCACUAAUGAUUAUCUUAGUGAAAAUUCAAAGACCAUUCUUAAAUAAUUGUGUCGUCUCUUUGCUAUUGCUAAGAUUAAUGAAAAACCUCACGGAUUAAUUGAGUCAGGAUUUAUAAACCCAUCAUAAAUUUCUUUACUCAAACAAGCUCAACAUUCAUUAUACCCAUCAAUUAGAGAAUAAGCUUUAGGAUUAGUUGAUGCAUUUGGUUUCAAAGACGAGCAAUUAAGAAGUGCUCUUUCUAUCUCAGACGGUAAAGUAUACGAAACUCUCUUGGAUUGGGCUAAAAAUCAAAAUCCUUUAAAUGAGAGUUACUUUGCUCCUGGAUACGAAAAUAUCUAAAAAAUGGGACAAAUUACCCCUAAACCUCUUCUUUGA
This is a messenger RNA of Tetrahymena thermophila SB210, 2004 nucleotides long. Its product is annotated as acyl-coenzyme A oxidase. Lineage: Eukaryota; Ciliophora; Oligohymenophorea; Hymenostomatida; Tetrahymenidae. Gene Ontology annotation, cellular component: peroxisome. The record is from RefSeq and is a predicted model, not a curated record. Gene Ontology annotation, biological process: fatty acid beta-oxidation using acyl-CoA oxidase; lipid homeostasis. The transcript is spliced from 6 exons. Gene Ontology annotation, molecular function: FAD binding; acyl-CoA oxidase activity; fatty acid binding.